UUGUGGCCGCACGGCUGAGCGUGGCGGCGACAGCCGGCGCCGCGGCGCGCAGCGCUGUUCAGGAACGGGCGCUGCGCACUUGGCGCCGGGCCGCCGCCAUGGCCGGGGCUGGCGGCGGGUGGCGGCGACGGCGGUGAAUGAAUUCUCCGGGCGGCAGAGGCAGGAAGAAGGGCUCGGGCGGUUCCAGCUCCCCGCCCCGCGCCGCCGCGGCCUCGCCCCCAGUCGCGCCCGGGCCGGCAGCCCCCCUCCCGCCGGCGGCCUGCGCCGGGUCCAGCGCGGGGGCGGGGGCGGGCGCGGGGGCGGGGGCGCCGCCGCCGUCGCCGCACAAGCGGAACGUGUACUACUUCUCCUACCCGCUCGUCGCCGCCUUCGCGCUGCUGCGCUUCGCCGCCUGCCGCCUGGGGCUGCUGUGCGCCUGGCUCUGCCGCCGCAUCGCGCUCAUGGCCGCCCGCGGCGCCCCGGCCAGCGAGCCCGGCGGGGCGCCCGACACCGUGCGCGCCUGCCACAAGCGCGCCUUCGACUGCAUCUCCGCCGCGCUGCGCAUCGACGAGGAGGAGCGCGCAGGACAAAAGGAGCAAGCUAUUGAAUGGUAUAAGAAAGGAAUUGAAGAACUGGAAAAAGGAAUAGCUGUUUUAGUUGUUGGUCAAGGUGAUCAGUGCGAACGAGCACGACGUCUACAGUCUAAGAUGAUGACUAAUAUGGCUAUGGCCAAGGAUCGUUUGCAGCUUCUAGAGAAGCUGCAGGCAGUUUUGCAAAUUUCCAAGCCGCAAAUGGAGGUCUAUAAUGACAGUACUAACCUGGCAUGCCGCAAUGGACAUCUCCAGUCAGAAAGUGGAGCAAUUCCAAAAAAGAAGGAUCCAUUAGCGCACACAAGUAAUUCUCUUCCUCGUUCAAAAACCGUUGCAAAAACUGGACCCACAGGUCUUUCAGGUCACCAUAGAACUCCUAGUUACAGUGCGAUAUCAGCUGUAUCUAGACAAGGAACUAAUCCUGCAACUUCAACGCACAAGGUUACUCCAAAAAAUAGCAGAACUAAUAAGCCUUCUACUCCUACAACGGCUGCUCGAAAAAAGAAAGACUUGAAGAUUUUUAGAAAUGUGGACAGCAAUCUUGCUAAUCUUAUUCUGAAUGAAAUUGUUGACAGUGGGCCAACUGUUAAAUUUGAUGAUAUUGCUGGGCAGGAGCUGGCUAAGCAAGCACUGCAAGAAAUUGUUAUCCUUCCCUCCCUCAGACCUGAGUUAUUUACAGGACUUAGAGCUCCUGCACGAGGACUGUUGUUGUUUGGCCCUCCAGGAAAUGGAAAAACGAUGUUGGCCAAAGCUGUUGCUGCAGAAUCAAAUGCAACCUUCUUUAACAUAAGUGCUGCAAGCCUAACUUCCAAAUAUGUGGGUGAAGGUGAGAAACUUGUGCGCGCGCUGUUUGCCGUAGCCAGGGAACUUCAGCCUUCUAUAAUUUUUAUAGAUGAAGUUGAUAGCCUUUUAUGUGAAAGAAGAGAAGGCGAACAUGAUGCUAGUAGGCGCCUGAAAACAGAAUUUUUAAUAGAAUUUGAUGGUGUGCAGUCUUCUGGAGAAGACAGAAUACUUGUAAUGGGGGCAACUAACAGGCCGCAAGAGCUUGAUGACGCUGUUCUCAGACGGUUCACCAAACGGGUGUAUGUAUCUUUACCAAAUGAGGAGACCAGACUGAUUUUACUAAAAAACCUUUUAAGCAAGCAAGGAAGCCCAUUGACCCAAAAAGAGCUGGCCCAACUAGCUAGAAUGACAGAUGGAUAUUCAGGAAGUGAUCUAACUGCACUAGCAAAGGAUGCAGCACUGGGCCCUAUUCGAGAACUAAAACCAGAACAGGUGAAGAAUAUGUCAGCAAGUGAGAUGAGGAAUAUCAAAUUGACGGAUUUCACAGAGUCUUUGAAGAAGAUAAAGCGCAGUUUGAGCCCUCAAACCGUGGAUGCAUACAUUCGCUGGAACAAGGACUUUGGCGAUACCACAGUUUGAAACACUCCUUUGUAAAAGUGAGAGAAGAAAGUGCUAUCAGCAAGAAGCAAUUGGUACAGACUGCUGGACUGCAGCCAGAGUUUACAGGACAUUACAGAUCUUUAUCUGCACUAAAACUUGAGAUUGAAUAAAGAAAAAAUGUACAAUGUGAAAUAUGUUGAUCAAGGCUUCCUUGCCAUUUGUGCACAGGGCACUCUAAGUUAGAGCACAAUAAGACCUGGGGUAAACUCUCUAGCAAUCUAAUCAUGAUAUAAACAAUACUUUGUGCAUUGUGUUGUAGCUAGAAGGUUCCAAUGGCAUUUACUGUUGGAAGGCCCUACUCCCUUAGUUUAUUUUAUAAUUUUGCUUAUGGUGUUGACUUUUCCUGCUUUCUUCCUGAUAACAACUAACUUAACUGGACUUUUGUAAAUUUUUAUUGUUUCCAUUUUUGACAUUUUUAUUCACACUGUGCCAAAUAAACAAUUUCCCUAUGCAACAGGAAGAACAGCAUUGGGGAGUAGCAUUAUUAAAAAGGAUAAAGCAGCUGGUCUGUUAUUACUUUCUUUUGUCUGGUUGUAUUGUGGCUAUACAGUUCACAUGACAGUUUUAAAUUCUUUGCUAGCAGAAUGGCGCAAAAAAGAAACUUCUAAAAACAAAAAAAUCAGUUUUACGAUUACAUCAUAAAAUUGCUAGACUAAGCCAUUCUUUACGUGCAAUAUUGUUUAAUGCAUUUGCGCAGCUUACACUGUAGAAUGCCAGCUUAACUUUAUGAUGCAAAACUUUCACAUGAAGACCAACUGACACAUGAGAGGGUAAGUCAUAAACUGUCAGAUUUUUGAAACUGAAGUCUUACAGUCUGUACAAGUUUACUUCCAUAUUGGUCCUUACCUUUAAAUUUUAAGUGUGCAUUAAGGCAAGAAGCUACAGAUUUAAUACACACUGGCAUUUUUAUAGCCUUCAUAUGUUUUGGUUUAUAUACUGGUAUCUAUUCUAGAUUCAGCUGAUCUGUUCUUGUUAAAGUAAGUAUGGUCUUAAUGAAAAUCCAGGUAUUUGUAUUUAUACUGUGAUAAAGGGAAAUACAUUCUUGCCCUUUUAUUGCAUAGGGUUGAUAUUUAUUUUUUUUAUUUAUUUAUUUUUUUUACAAACUCAACUGUGGAACUUAAAAGUUUGACAAGAAAGUGCUUGUAGGAAGGAUUAGAGUCUCAGCUUUGGAAAACUUCUUUCAGUAAUGUUAGAUACCCCACCUUACUGAAGAUUUUGCCAGAGAUAUAAUGUAUUCAUUUGCAUCUUCAGUAAUAAUGUUCCUAAAUCAGUUUAUACAGAUUUUUUUAGCUUUCUUAAAUUAGCAACAGAAUUAUCUAUUAAGAUUUUCAUUAAAAGAAAUGUUCUUACAUAUGGAGGAAUAAAGCAGUUUAAAACAGUCUAGGGAUAGUUGAUCUUAGCAAUUAUAAAAAUAAUUUGCUGAAGCAGAGCUGCUGUGCUGCUGAUACCACCAGAGAGCUGUCUUUUGUUCAGUAUCUGAUAGCAGGAACUAAAUCGUAAAAGCUGCGUCAAAACUGUACAGAGGUGUAUAUGUGACUGUUCUAGGGUUUCUCUUUUUUCUUCUUUGUUUUAAACUGCUGAUUGCUUAACAUAACAAAAAAAUCAGUUAAGGCGAUGAGACAUGAUAAGAAAUACAGGAGGUUGUGUUACACAAACGUUUUUUGAAGACUGAAAGGCUUUCAAGAUUGGCAUUUUUUAAACAUGUUUAUUAUACAUAAUUUAAGGUGCAUGGGUUCUUUUCCCCUGAUCCAUCUCUCUCCAGUUUAAACUAGCCAGCAGCACUAAAGGAUUUCAGUGCCUCAGCUUUCUAUAAAAAGCCUUUUAAUUCCUUGUUGUCUGGCUUUUGUUCUGCCUUAGGACUAUGAAGUGUCUGUUUUGCACCACUUGGCUAACUCAUACCAUUUUUGUUAGGCUUGGGGCCAAGGUUGGUUAGUAUUACUUUAGUUACACAGAAGGGUACUGUAACAGUUGAACGUCUAGCAAAGACUGCAUCUUCUCUCAUUGUUAUCUAAACUUGCUUUUAUGUCAUUUUGGUGCAGUAAUUACUUUAUAUGGUAAACAGAUCUCUUGUAAACUUUAUUUUUAGUCAGGUUUUGUGCUGUCCAACCUACACUUUUACUUUACUCAAACAGGAAGAAAUGUACUAGAGUCUUAUACGAGAAGUGUAAUUCAGUGCAACCUUUUUCACUUGCAGUAUAGGGAUCAUGUUCACCUGCAACAAAAUUACACCUAUAUACAGCACUUAUCAUGCAGAAGACCAUAAACAUGCAUAGGGCAAAUCGGUUUAGGAAAUAUCUAUUUCAUACAAAUCAGUACAGGUCAUAAGGUAGAGUCUAGGCAUAUGUGGACAGUUACUAAUACUUAUUGUUAUAGUUGCUAUCUAACCUAUCCUGAAUAUUAUGUUUUUAUAAUGUGGGAACAGACUACGUACAGUAUUAUAGAUGUUACUAACACAGCAGUGAGUACUAGGACUCCUUAUCCUACUGUUUCUCUAUUUUUGCCACAAUUAUUGCAUUUUUGACAGCACCGUGAACUGAUUUAUCAUCCAUAGAUUUCCUUUGAACUUCAAGAUUUACAGUUGGCUAAAUGAUUCUUUCUGAAUUGGCAGUUCUGCCUUCUUCAGGGAAGUAUCUUGACAUUUUGUUCUGUUCUUUGAUACAUUUGUGGCCUAGAAUUACCUGGAUGCUUCUGUAAAUCACUUGUAAAGUGAAAUUAGUGGGGUUUUUUGUUCUGCAUUUCAGGUUUAAGUAUGUUCCAGUCCAGCAACUUCCGUUCAUCCACUGGACUAACAACAUAAAAGCUGAUAUUUGAAAUGUAUGCUUUACUUUCGAAAGCUGUUGCUGUUUGUUAAAUAAAUGUGGAUCUCUUUACAGAUGGUUGCUUUUUUUCCCCCUAAUCUAUUGAACUGAAGUAGGAUAGACAGGAAAUUGUUUGGCUUAAACUUCAAAUGAAAGUGUAGCAGUCUUUCAAGUAAUCAACUUUUUCAGAGUUCCCCACUACUCAUGCCUGACAAUGAUCAUGCUUUCUUUAAAAUGUCUAGAGUUCUGCUUAUCUGGCCUCCUGCCUGUGUGCUUUUUAAAUUUUGUUCUGUAGUCUUUUAUCAGACUUAUUAGAAGUGUCUAUCUCUACCUUUGCUUUUCAGCAGAAGUUCUACUUCUGACUAACUGGAGGAAGAAUUUUCUUUCUCUGACAGGUUCAGUUUCUAUAAGAAAAAAAUAAGUGCUUUCAGAUGCUACUCUCCCUUUUUAGAAUUAGUCUUUUUUCCAGUGUGGUGAAUGUCACUCACUAAUGCUGCAGCUGCUUCUGUACAGGACAUUGAAAUUAUUAAGUAAGACUAAUAUAAAUUUCCUAGGACUAUAGACAGCCCUCAACUAAGUUUGUUAUCACUUACUACUCUUAAAACUAUUAAGCAGUGCAUUUUAUUGAAGCACAGAGAUGUCUGGAAAGUACAGAGAUACCCUAAUAGCAGUUCAGUAUAGCAGCACAGUAAUGCAGACUUUUUUUUCCCCUCAAAAGUAUGAAUUGGGAACAGCAAGGAAUCUUGGAACUGGACCUAAAGUCUGUGAAAUAUUCCUGCCGUUUCUUCAGGGCAGGAUACAUAAGCAGCCAUUACUUGCUUGGCAAAUGACUCUUUUCAGACUGCACAUAGUUUAAGCUUUAAUCAAGUUGUCUACCACGUGAGAGCUUUUACCAAGGAAAAACAGUCAUUCUUUAGCCAAAUUUGACUAGCCAUGCAAAAACAAUGUUAUAAAGAAAAUGGCAAAAGCUUGAUCAGUAUUCUAAAAAUGUAAAGAGGAAUGAGGUCUGAUCCCACUCUCAAAAUGGAUAUAAGACAAAUGAUUGAAAAGGGAACACUUGAGCAUGACUAAGGUACUUUCCAUCAUGGAGUAGGUCUCCCUCUCCCCACUCCCCUGCCCCCCUGCAGAAAGGACAGUUCAAUCAAUUAGGGUUACAAAAUGUUGCAGCCCACUCUACAUCCUGAUUUGAAGUGCUUGUAUUCCCCAGUACGGACUUGGCACCAUACCAUCCUAUGCUAAAAUUGUUUGUAUUCUGUCCUAUAUACAUGGUCUAGUAACUGUUGAGGAUCUCCUUAUCUAAGUAUAACCCACAAAUUCCUCUUGCACUUCCCUGCACAUCAUGAGGGUAAUUUUUAUAGUAGGUCAGACUAGUUCUUAUAUAUCUAUGGUGCUUGAAUGACAGUUCAGGAUCUUUCAUGUAUCUUGGCUUUGGAGUAGAGAAAGCAUGUCCUGUGUUUAGGACUUGUUUGUUCCCAUUUGUCUACGUCUGUGUCUGUCUUCUAAAAGUUCUCUUGACAUUACUGGAUGUUAGGGGGCCUUGUGUGACAUCAAGAAUGGAGAAAAUUAGCAAGUAGAUAAACAACCAGCAGAGUCAUUGUGGUGGGAUUCUAAUGAUUGCUUUCCUUCAAGGCAGUUGCUGGUUUCACCAUGACAGAUACUUUUUGAGCCUUUAUGUAGCAUUGAAAGAUAUUACUUUAUUUCCCUGCUUUUUGUUGUUUCCAGUGAUUGUAAUAGGAGUGUUUUCUAGGAAAGUGGAUUAAAUUUGACACAGUUUUACAGAUCUCAUUCCUUAAAAACAAGAGAAGUUAUUUCGACUCCUUUUUUUUCUUGCUGGGAAAGGACAGGAUCAUUGGUUACUGUCCAAAAGAUAUCUGCUAGCAUACUCCUUAUCCUAGUGGAAACUAAUUUUGUUUUAGAGUGGUAACUGUUUACUUUGUCAAUAACUACCUCGUGAACCCAGCAAUAAUUGGCAAGGUAAACACUUCAGUGGACAGAUGGAUCCAUUAGCCAAACGUUGUAGGCUGUACCAGUACUUACUUGGGGCGUGACCUUUUCCUUUCCAGAUUCUUAGAUGUCUGAAAUGUAGGACAGUUGUUCUCAACCUUCUUUGUAUCGUGACUCAUUUGUAAACAUUGAUGGCCAGUCCUGCCCCAGUGCCUCUCACUCCUGACCCACUGCCCCUAGCCCCCCAGUGUGUGGGGCAGGGGGUGGGUGUGUAGGGCAUGGUCCCAAGCAGCCCCUUGCAGCCUGGAACUCUGCCAGCCUGCAAGGGAAAACCCAUGGUUUCCCAUCUUUUUCUCUCUUAAAGAAGACUCCAUCUUAAAAGUUUGUUGAUCUAUUUUUAAAGUUUGUUCACAACCCCUUCAUAUAUUCUUGCAGCCCAUUUUUGGGUUGUGACCCAUGGGUGGAAAAACACUGAUGUAGGAGAUCAAAGUUCUUCUUUUACUGUAAUUCUGUCCUUUUCUUUGUAGAUGGUUUAGAUGGGUGUAGACAGACAUAACAUUCCAACAUUACGUUUGUCUGUAUGCUGUAAUGUGUUUAGCACCAUGCUCAAGAUGCAGCUUCUCAGUUCUACAUUACCCCUCUGCCUUUGGGAAACCAGAAACAGGAGAAGUCACUAAUGACUAAGGAUGCACUUAAGAAACAGUUUGGCACUUCAUGUGGAGAAAAGGUUGAACAGUAUAGAGCAUUGGCUUUUUCAGAAAUCCAGGUUUCAGUUAAAGACCAAAGGUGCAGAAAAACAAUACCCUUUUCCAGUAAACUUGCCAGAUGACUCAAAUUGGGUUAGGGGGAAUAAUUGUAUUGUUGCUUCAGAGGCUCUUACUUCAGGGUGUCAGUUUUAUGAAAUGUUGUAAGUAUUGCUACCCAGUAUUAAAUUAUAUCCUUUUAUUGGUACAGGAACCGUGUGUAAAGCAUGAUGAACACUCAUGUGGCUUUAGUUCCACAAUUUUGAUUGUUCUUUAAUAAAAUGUUGCAAUUUGUCUGUUU
This is a messenger RNA of Alligator mississippiensis (American alligator), 7798 nucleotides long. It is a transcript of the gene SPAST, whose product is annotated as spastin. Gene Ontology annotation, molecular function: ATP hydrolysis activity; ATP binding; microtubule severing ATPase activity. Gene Ontology annotation, cellular component: microtubule cytoskeleton. Bases 138 to 1991 code for a protein of 617 amino acids. The transcript is spliced from 17 exons. NCBI's taxonomy places the organism in Eukaryota, Metazoa, Chordata, Crocodylia, Alligatoridae. The record is from RefSeq and is a predicted model, not a curated record.